AUGGGAAUACUUCGCGGGCUCAUCGAAAGCCUUUCGUCUGCGAAUCGUCACGUGUCGAUACGUCGCUCCCGUUCCGACCCGCGGCCAGACCGUAUCACCGUCUCGCUCUUCCACUAUAAAUACGCGCCUCGUUCGGCCGGCGACCCGGGCGUUGACCUGCCAAAAUUCUCGGGGGUCAACGAACGACCGAGCGAAGUUGAA
Messenger RNA from Iphiclides podalirius (scarce swallowtail), 201 nucleotides. The record is from the annotation of a GenBank genome assembly. NCBI's taxonomy places the organism in Eukaryota, Metazoa, Arthropoda, Insecta, Lepidoptera, Papilionidae.